Messenger RNA from Diachasmimorpha longicaudata, 1102 nucleotides. RefSeq lists its product as uncharacterized. The transcript has 3 exons. The record is from RefSeq and is a predicted model, not a curated record. The coding region runs from base 239 to 964 and encodes 241 amino acids. Lineage: Eukaryota; Metazoa; Arthropoda; Insecta; Hymenoptera; Braconidae.
AAACCUCUCCUCCAAAAUACCUCCUCAUUAUUCACGAUAUUAAUGCCGAAUGCUAAUAACGGUAUCGGGGACAUGUGGGUCAAAGAGAGAUGCAGGAACAUGAAAUUGCAACUUUCUCUGGGUAAUUGCGGAUUAAUCCAGCUGGAUUCAUCUCCGAUGCUGCGUUUCUAUCUCAUUUCGAGUUGUCAUAGUGCACGAAGUGGUUCUCAAGUGAAUAUUCGCCUCGAACACUCGGACAAUGGCUAGCAUUCUCUGGCUUCCGAUCCUCUUCGUCCUUCAAAAAUCUGUUUCCGCAGAUCUGGCGGAAAAUAACGGACGAUUGACCGAUGUCUCGACUAAACACUCGAUUUAUUUCGACAUUAAUUCCAAGUCCCCGUUGAAGGUGGCACUCGAGGAUUUUAACAGAUCCCCGACGCAUCACGUAAGGUUCGUGUCAAGGGGCUUGCCCUGCUCCUGUCAGGGUCUACUCUGCGGCUGUUGCGCUGGGGUAAAUCUUGAGACCUUGAAUUUCACCAGGCAAGCCUGCAUGGAGUUCAUCGUGGUACCUGAAGAAUUCGCCAUUGAUGUUCGGUUGAUGGUCGAUGACGAGGAAAUGUUCAAAAACCGAUUGAGUGCCAGGAACCCACCGCCAGUCUGCGUACCUCUGUACGCCCUUCCGGUCGUCACCUUCUGCGUCAGACUCUUCGACAUUCGCGUAGUGGAGGCUUCUCUGAGUGCCUGCAUGGACUUCGAAACAAAGGUUUCCCAGUGGCCAGUAUUCAUUUUGCAUUUCGACUGCGUUCGAAUCGGCGGUAACGGACUAUCCUGGGUAAGGCCUAACGCCACCUUCUAUUCAGAGCCGACUGUAGCUGACGUCGACAUCUACGAUGACGUUGAUUUCAAUGCAGCGGACCUCGAAAUUAGUAACAGUACUUCCGGAUUGAGUCCAGAAGAGGAGGACAAAAUAGGAACCCUUAAGCUUUAAUUCUCAAUAUUUUUCUCACUUAUAUAUAAGUAAUUUAUUGUUAUUAGCAUGUUAUUAAAUAUUAAAUUAUUAUGAUGUAAUACUUUAAUAAUAAUUUAAAAAUAGUGCAAAAUAGAUUUUAAAAACCGUUAGACUGGA